Molecule: messenger RNA, 823 nt
Organism: Triplophysa dalaica
Lineage: Eukaryota; Metazoa; Chordata; Actinopteri; Cypriniformes; Nemacheilidae
Gene: srgn
Product: serglycin
Exons: 3
Coding region: 93-491 (132 amino acids)
Source: RefSeq, a predicted model, not a curated record
AGGGGCAGGGUCUCUCACAUAUUUUUCUACAAAGACCUUGUCUGAAGUUCGCUGAGACAUUUUCUUUUUAUCUUCUUCACAGGAAAAAUAGGAUGCACUUUUACCACAGAAUAACUUUGGCACUGGCGAUAAUAUGCCUGUUUGGGCACAGUGGAUUCGGAGCCCCAACCAAAGGCAGAUAUACAUGGGUGAAGUGCAAACCUGAAGACCAGAAUGCUAACUGCGUCACACAGAUGGGCCCCCUGGUGCCACUUGAAGGGAAAAGUCCACGACUUCCACAUUCUGCUGUGAAAGACAUAUUCCCAGUUACCAAAGAGGAAACCACUCCUGAGAUGGAGGAACUAUCAGGAGAGGGUUCAGGUAACCCAGAUGGUCCAAAGGUAACUUGGACGGAGGCCAGUGGAGACAUUGAUUAUCCCAGCUUUGUCCACCCUAAAAAAAAAGAUGAGCUCUCUGAAGGAGAUUUGAAAGAUGAAAAUAUGAUUCCUUGAAGAGAUUAAUCCACCCGAUAUUUCUCUUUCAUCUUUACAAUGUGAAAUAUGCGGAAUAUUCCUUAUAAUAUAAAAUUAAAUGUGGUAUUAUCUGCAAGAUCUAUUUAUAUUGAUAAAGAUUUUCUAUUAAAAAAGUAUUAUUUUAUGUCUACAGUGUAAUCCCUUAUAACAUUUGACAUAACUAUCAAAACAAUCAUUUCAGUUUUGGGAAAUAGAAUGUUGUUUUGUAAAGGCCAAGUGAAGAAAAUGUUGGUAAUUUUGUAAUCUUUUUUUGCCAGUUUUGUAUGUUUUAAAGUGUUGAUCAUUAAACAAAAACACAUUUUUAAACUGUA